AUGUUUCUGCUGAAAGAGCGAAGCGAAAUGCCGGCACUGUUCACCGAGAUGGGCGAACUGUCCCGUUCGGGAACAGUCGAAGAAUGGCGCGAGACGGCACGCUGGGUAAAAUUCGAGGAAGAUGUGGAGGAAGGCGGUAACCGAUGGUCGAAGCCGCAUGUUGCCACUCUCUCACUUCAUGCCCUCUUCCAGCUACGCUCCUGCCUGAUGAAUGGAGUUAUCAUCAUGGAUUCUGAAGCGAAAGAGUUCGGAGAACUUGUUGGUAAGUGA
This is a messenger RNA of Gongylonema pulchrum, 270 nucleotides long. The record is from the annotation of a GenBank genome assembly. Lineage: Eukaryota; Metazoa; Nematoda; Chromadorea; Rhabditida; Gongylonematidae.